AUGUUUAAGAUCAUCGCUUUAACCCUCACCAUCCUGGUCGCAUCUUCAGCUGCCAGCGAGCAAGUUCCGCUACCGGGUGUGGCCGGGCACGCCCAGUACAAGUACCAGUACGGGGUGCAGGGCGUCGAAAACGGUGACCACAAGGGCCAGUGGGAGCACCGCGACGGGGACCAGGUGCAGGGAUCGUACACGCUGCUGGAGGCGGACGGCACGAGCCGGGUCGUGGACUACAAGUCGGACCCGGUGCACGGCUUCCAGGCCCACGUCAAACGGGAAGGUCACGCGAAACAUCCCACCGGCGAGAGUUACGCCAACUUUUAUCAGUUUUAUUGA
Culex pipiens pallens (northern house mosquito) is the source of this 333-nucleotide messenger RNA. Its product is annotated as cuticle protein 18.6-like. The transcript is spliced from 2 exons. The record is from RefSeq and is a predicted model, not a curated record. Bases 1 to 333 code for a protein of 110 amino acids. NCBI's taxonomy places the organism in Eukaryota, Metazoa, Arthropoda, Insecta, Diptera, Culicidae. Gene Ontology annotation, cellular component: extracellular matrix.